UACAACAGUUCCUGAUCCAUUUUUAUCAAUUGGAAGGGCACGGGGGACACGUCACACGCAGGACACGUGACACGGGGGCACGUGACACAGGGAGGACACGUGACACAGGGAGGGAGGAACACGUGACACGGGAAAGAUACGUGACGCGGGUGGGACACGUGACGCGGCGGGACACGUGACGCAGGAGGAAGCGCGUGCCCAGGGCGGACGCACGUGACCCGCGGUUGCCGCCACGUGACCGGCGGUGACCCCACGUGUCCCUGGCUGGGCCCGGCCAUGGCGGGCGCGGUGGCGGCCGCGGGCUCCGUGGAGCAGUUCCAGAAGCUGCUGCAGCGCCCGGACAGCUGGAAGCUGAGGCUGUGCCUGAAGUGUCUGAAAAAUAUGGAAUUAGUUCUGUUCCAACGUUCUUGUUCUUUAAGGACCUGAGGCUGUAGGGUGUCCUGAGUUUCAGGCCUGGAGGGAUUGUUUAGUCUGACCAAAAUGUGAAGACACUUAACUUCACUUUGUAUGGAGUUCAGAGUUAGGCACUAAUGCAGCACAGGAUCUGAAAAACAGAAAAGCUGAAAUCCCUGAGGCAUCAUUAGUGCCAGAAAGGCACGAGCCUGGCAGUGCAGCUCCUCCCUGAAAGCCAGGCCUGGCUGGUUGGCUUUGCUGUGCCUGAGGCUAGGCUGGACUGAAGGCUGUGAGUGCUGUGCUUGAGCCAGGCCUAGACUGAAGGCUGUGAGUGCUGUGCUUGAGCCAGGCCUAGACUGAAGGCUGUGAGUGCUGUGCUUGAGCCCAGGCUGGACUGAAGGCUGUGAGUGCUGUGCUUGAGCCUGGGCUGGGCUGAAGGCUGAGAGUGCUGUGCUUGAGCCCAGCCUAGACUGAAGGCUGUGAGUGCUGUGCUUUACCCCAGGCUGGACUGAAGGCUGUGAGUGCUGUGCUUGAGCCCAGCCUAGACUGAAUGCUGUGAGUGCUGUGCUUUAGCCCAGGCUGGACUGAAGGCUGUGAGUGCUGUGCUUGAACCUGGGCUGGACUGAAGGCUGUGAGUGCUGUGCUUGAGCUUGGGCUGGGCUGAAGGCUGUGAGUGCUGUGCUUGAACCUGGGCUGGACUGAAGGCUGUGAGUGCUGUGCUUGAGCCCAGCCUAGACUGAAGGCUGUGAGUGCUGUGCUUGAACCUGGGCUGGACUGAAGGCUGUGAGUGCUGUGCUUGAGCCUGGGCUGGACUGAAGGGUAUGGUUUAGCCCACCUGGACUGAAGGCUGGGCUUUAUCCCCUGUGUCCUGCAGUCUGUGUGUGCUGUGUCUAUGCCUGUUCUGGGGCAGUGUGUGCUGUGUCUGUGCCUGUUCUGGGGCAGUGUGUGCUGUGUCUGUGCCUGUUCUGGGGCAGUGUGUGCUGUGUCUGUGCCUGUUCUGAGGGCAGUGUGUGCUGUGUCUAUGCCUGUUCUGAGGCACUCUAUGCUGUAUCUAUGCCUGUUCUGAGGCACUCUAUGCUGUAUCUAUGCCUGUUCUGAUGCACUCUAUGCUGUGUUUAUGCCUGUUCUGAGGGCAGUGUGUGCUGUGUUUAUCCCCCUGUUCUGAGGCACUCUGUGCUGUGUCUGUGCCUGUUCUGCACUCUGUGCUGUGUCUGUGCCUGUUCUGCAGUCUGUGUGUGCUGUAUCUAUGCCUGUUCUGCACUCUGUGUGUUAUUUCCUGCAGAAUUCCCAGAAUGUGGACCGCCUGGACGGCGCUCACGCCCCGGAGCUGACGCAGAAGGUUCAGCGGCACGCGGCGGGCACGGCGGGCACGGCCGGCCCCGGGGGCGCUGCCCCUGCCCAGGAGCAGCUGCACGCCCGCCUCAGGGGGCUCAUCAACGCUGCCCCCUGCAUGCUCUUCAUGAAGGGCUCUCCCAAGGAGCCCCGCUGCGGCUUCAGCAGGCAGAUGGUGGAGAUCCUGCAGAAGCACGGCGUGGCCUUCAGCAGCUUUGACAUCUUCUCUGACGAGGAGGUGCGCCAGGGGCUCAAAGCCUUCUCCAACUGGCCAACCUACCCCCAGCUCUACGUCAAGGGCGAGCUCAUCGGGGGCCUGGACAUCGUCAAGGAGCUCGAGGCGUCAGGAGAGCUGGACACAAUCUGCCCAAAGGGCCAGAAGCUGGAGGACAGGCUUAAAUCCUUGAUAAACAAAGCUCCUGUGAUGCUCUUCAUGAAGGGAAACAAACAGAUGGCAAAAUGUGGCUUCAGCAAGCAAAUCAUAGAAAUCAUGAAUAACACUGGCGUGGAUUACGAGACCUUUGACAUCCUGGAGGAUGAGGAGGUGCGCCAGGGGCUGAAAUCUUUCUCCAACUGGCCCACGUACCCCCAGCUCUACGUCAAGGGGGAGCUGGUGGGGGGCCUGGACAUUGUCAAGGAAACAUUCCUGGGGAAAAGGAAAUUUUCUUGGAGUUGUUGGAGCAGCCCCAGAGUUCCCAAAUCCUCCUGAGCCCAUUCCUGCCUGGAUGGUUCAGAGCCAGUUCCUCAGACUGGGACUCCUGGGAAUGCUCAAUCAAUAAAUCCCAUUUAAUUCUAAAAAUCCUGGGACUACUGAAAUUAGAGAGAUUUGCUUGAUUUACUUAAGAAGUGUGAGGGAUUGCCUCAAUUACAUAGAUUAAUAUUAUUUAUAAAGAUUAAUUUUACUACAAUUACAUAGAUUAAUUUAAUUUAUAUAGAUUAAUGUUACUUAAAGGAUAUAGAUUAAUUUUAUUUAUAUAGAUAAAUGUUACCUAAUGUACAUGGAUUAAUUU
Molecule: messenger RNA, 2735 nt
Organism: Agelaius phoeniceus (red-winged blackbird)
Lineage: Eukaryota; Metazoa; Chordata; Aves; Passeriformes; Icteridae
Source: RefSeq, a predicted model, not a curated record